Molecule: messenger RNA, 1957 nt
Organism: Nestor notabilis (Kea)
Lineage: Eukaryota; Metazoa; Chordata; Aves; Psittaciformes; Psittacidae
Gene: CHDH
Product: choline dehydrogenase
Exons: 7
Coding region: 50-1870 (606 amino acids)
Cellular component (GO): mitochondrial inner membrane
Molecular function (GO): flavin adenine dinucleotide binding; choline dehydrogenase activity
Source: RefSeq, a predicted model, not a curated record
ACACUGGAUUUUUGUUAGAAAUUCUGCAAGAGUGAUACUACCAGUAAAGAUGUCAUACUUAAUGAAAGGAGUUAAAUAUUGCAGUCCUGUGAAUCAGAUGCACAAAGUAACAGGAACUCUGUUAAAGAACAUACUGGGCAUCACUGAACAACAGUUCAAAAUUUCACGUGCAGCUUCUCAGCUUAGUUCUGAAAAGGCAAACAGUUAUAAUUAUGUCAUUGUUGGAGCUGGAUCAGCAGGGUGUGUAUUAGCCAACAGGCUGACAGAAGACCCUCUCAGUACUGUACUACUUUUGGAAGCAGGCCCUAAAGAUACUCUUCUAGGUAGUAAAAGACUGAUGUGGAAGAUUCAUAUGCCUGCUGCAUUAACAUACAACCUCUGUGAUGAGAAAUAUAACUGGUAUUACCACACAACGUCACAAAAGCAUCUGGAUAAUCGAAUUCUGUACUGGCCCCGUGGGAGAGUGUGGGGUGGCUCUUCUUCUCUCAACGCAAUGGUAUACAUUCGUGGGCAUGCAGAAGAUUAUAAUCGAUGGAGCAGGGAAGGGGCUAUAGGAUGGGACUAUGAGCACUGCUUGCCCUAUUUUAAAAAGGCACAGACACAUGAACUGGGGCCAGAUCAGUACAGAGGUGGAAAUGGACCCCUGUAUGUGUCAAGGGGGAAAACAAACCAUCCUCUUCAUCAUGCAUUCCUGGAGGCAACCCAGCAAGCUGGGUAUCCCUUCACAGACGAUAUGAAUGGCUAUCAGCAAGAAGGAUUUGGCUGGAUGGACAUGACUGUGCACCAAGGUCAAAGAUGGAGCACAGCUAGUGCUUACCUUCGCCCCGCCAUAUCACGCCCAAACCUGUCAGUUGCAGAGAAGACACUUGUAACAAAAAUCUUGUUUCAAGGAACAAAAUCCACUGGUGUCGAAUAUGUGAAAAACGGGCAAAGGAAAAAGGCUUUUGCCAGUAAAGAAGUUAUUUUAAGUGGAGGCGCCAUAAAUUCUCCACAGCUGCUUAUGUUGUCUGGGAUUGGCAAUGCAGAUGAUCUAAAAAAACUGGGGAUCCCUGUUGUUUGUCACCUUCCUGGAGUAGGCCAGAACCUUCAAGAUCAUUUAGAAGUGUACAUCCAGCAAAAGUGCACCAAACCUAUUACACUAUACAACGCACAAAAGCCAGUUAAUAUGGUGAGAAUUGGUCUAGAAUGGCUUUGGAAGUUUACAGGUGAGGGAGCGACUGCCCACUUAGAAUCUGGUGGGUUUAUCCGAAGUGAACCAGGGGUUCCUCACCCUGACAUUCAGUUCCACUUUCUCCCUUCUCAGGUGAUUGAUCAUGGCCGGGUUGCUUCCACAAUGGAAGCUUACCAGGUCCAUGUGGGACCCAUGAGGAGCAUGAGUGUGGGCUGGCUAAAGCUGAAGAGCACAGACCCAAAUGACCAUCCAAUCAUUGAGCCUAACUACAUGUCAACAGAAAGAGAUAUUUGGGAAUUCCGCCAGUGUGUCAAGUUGACCAGAGAGAUCUUUGCACAGAAAGCUUUUGAAAAAUUUCGGGGUCCUGAAAUUCAGCCAGGAAACCAUGUUCAGUCUGACAAAGAAAUAGAUGCUUUCAUAAGGCAGAAGGCAGAUAGUGCUUAUCAUCCUUCCUGCACCUGUAAAAUGGGUCAGCUUUCAGACAGCACUGCUGUAGUUGAUCCCCAAACAAAAGUAAUUGGUGUUGAAAACUUGAGAGUCGUAGAUGCUUCAAUAAUGCCUAGUGUUGUAACUGGAAAUUUGAAUGCCCCAACUAUUAUGAUAGCAGAGAAAGCUGCAGAUAUAAUUAAGGGCCUCCCAUCACUUCAGGAGAAAAAUGUUCCUGUAUAUAAGCCCAUGACCUUGGAAACACAGAGAUAAACAAAUGUUCUCAUCCCCUAGAUCUUUUGCUACUUAAGCUUUCACCAGCAUGUUGGUUUCUCAUACUGAACAUACCAACAACAUAAA